This is a messenger RNA of Dovyalis caffra, 1323 nucleotides long. The record is from the annotation of a GenBank genome assembly. NCBI's taxonomy places the organism in Eukaryota, Viridiplantae, Streptophyta, Magnoliopsida, Malpighiales, Salicaceae.
AUGGACGAGACAUUUUUCGAUCUAAUGGAGUUUUUAAAGAAACCUUCAGUAACUGAAACAUUCGUCGACAUUUUGCUAUGUGCAGUACCGAUAUGGCUAGCCGUUAUGAUAGGGCUCGUGAUUGGUUGGUCUUGGCGGCCUAGGUGGACCGGCUUGGUCUUUCUUGGCUUCAGGAGCAAGUUUAGGUUCCUCUGGACCGCGCCUCCUGGAUUCGGAGCUCGGCGUCUUUGGCUCGCUUUUACAGCUCUAUCUGCUUUCUCUGUUUGCCGCACCAUUUGGUCCAAUUUCAAGGGUAAAGAUGGAAAAUCAGUACCCGCCGCUGCGACUUCAUCUUCGGGAGCCUCGCCGAGGAAUUCGGGGGAGAGACGUGGCGGUUCUGUUAGCUCUGCUGGUGAGCCAGAGGACAGGGAGGACAUUGUCACCGAGAAUGACUUAGAACACCUAUUGCAUCUUCUGGAGGGGAAGGAUGGACAGACGGAAUGGCAGUGUCUGAUGGAAAGAUCAAACUCAAACAUGAGAUACCAAGCUUGGCGCCAUGAGCCUCAGGAAGGUCCCACUGUUUACCGAAGUAGAACUGUCUUUGAGGAUGCAACUCCAGAGUUGGUUAGAGACUUCUUCUGGGAUGAUGAGUUUCGACCUAAAUGGGAUCCGAUGCUUGCUUACUUCAAAAUACUUGAAGAAUGUCCUCAUACUGGAAGAAUGAUUGUGCACUGGAUAAAAAAGUUCCCAUUUUUCUGUAGUGAUCGAGAAUAUAUCAUUGGUCGAAGAAUAUGGGAUGCUGGGAAGACAUAUUAUUGUGUGACCAAGGGGGUGCCUUAUCCAGGCCUGCACAAGCGUGACAAGCCAAGGCGUGUUGACCUUUAUUUCUCUAGUUGGGUGGUUAGGGCUGUGGAAUCUCGUAAAGGAGAUGGACAGAUGUCUGCAUGUGAGGUUACCCUUUUACAUUAUGAGGACAUGGGGAUCCCCAAAGACGUGGCAAAGUUGGGGGUUCGUCAUGGGAUGUGGGGAGCUGUCAAGAAGCUCCAUUCUGGCAUGAGAGCAUACCAGAAUGCGAGGAAAACAGAGGCUUCGCUAUCCAGAAGUGCGCUUAUGGCUAGAAUUACCACAAAAAUUUCUUUUGAUGAAGGCAUGGAUGCUUCAGAACCAGUUAUCGUUGAAGAGGAUAAUAGUCAAGCUGUAGAUAUCCAAAGACACAAUGAUAACGGCAUCGAUUGGAAAUGGAUAGCUAUAGGCGGAACAGUAGCACUGGUUUACGGUCUUCACUCUGGUGCAAUUGGGAAGGCCUUGUUACUUGGAGCAGUGCAAAGAAUUGCACGGAGGUGA